Molecule: messenger RNA, 1400 nt
Organism: Ruditapes philippinarum (Manila clam)
Lineage: Eukaryota; Metazoa; Mollusca; Bivalvia; Venerida; Veneridae
Exons: 2
Coding region: 18-800 (260 amino acids)
Source: RefSeq, a predicted model, not a curated record
GUUGCUUAAGAAACAGGAUGUCGGAAAUUCCUGAUUACACUCGCAAUGUGUCACUCAGACUGUCUAAAGUACUUGAUGAGAUAGGAGUGAACGAAAGAAUGGUCAUGAAAAGAAGGCGACUAUGGCUAAUGAAAGAAUCAAUACAUACGAUAGGACAACGAUUAAUACAUGAAGAUGUAAAUGUGUAUUCCUUAGGUAGUAGAAUAGAAGGCACUACAACCCCUGGACUUAGUUCUGACUCAGAUACACUUUUCAAACACCCCAGGUAUAGUGUUAUACAAGACUGGAGUGAAUGGGAACCUGGUAAACAAAACCUGUUAAUGAUACAGGAUGAUACUGUAUCACCAGGAUAUUGCUUAUUACAGAUACUGAGAAAUGAUGCUCCACUUCCAGAAGAUAAUGUGUAUGAUCAGUACUCGUAUAGAGAUAGAAUAGGAAGAGUACUAUUUAAGAACGCAAUAGUCAAUAGCAUACCUGGUGGUGAAUAUGUUAGACAUGGACCAGCACAAUCAUUGGAUGAAAUUCCUGGUUGCUAUGGUCAUGACAUUGUCCUUGCAAUUAGUUGUCAACAGUGGCCAUUGCAAGCUAGACAAUGGAUUGCUCACCAACGUGAAGGUCAAUGGCCUACAAAUGAUAUGAAACAGUAUUUUAAAACUAUGGGGUGUUUCGUUGUCGGAGUUGGAGCCAAAGGCAGUGGAAAUGAAGAGCUUGAAUGGAGAAUAUCCACUUCCCUUGCCGAGCGAUAUUUAAUGUUUAAUCUGAAUAUAACACAAAUCAGAUGCUAUGUCCUAAUGAAAUGAUUUUAAAAUCAUUUAUAAAUACACAAUGCCCUGACAGCAUUUCAAGUUUUAUGUGUAAAACAGUCAUGCUUCAUUGUAUUUCAAGUACAGACAACAACGCUUGGAACGAAAACAACUUGCUUAUCUGUCUGAAUUACUGUCUGACAAAGCUUUACAAUUGUGUUUUAAAUGAUUAUUGCCCACAUUUUAUCAUCCAAGAGAACAAUUUAAUGGCAAGACGUUUUACUCCAGUGACAAAACAAGUCAUACUAGAUACACUCUCUUACAUAAUAAGCAGUAACGGAAGUGCAUUACUUGAAAUAGAAUGUGAUCAACUUGGUUUCAGAAUUCAAAACACUUUUUGGAGGUUAGUAGAGAUUGUUCCUGAAGAUAUGUCUUGUAAGAUUUCAGGCACCCUCGUAAGAGGUUUUGUUUUUCUUGUCAAUGAAUUUCUCUUGGUUGUCCUUAACGAUACGAAUAAAAUCUGUCAUAUAAGAGUUCUAUUGCAGACAUUAUAUAAAUACCUGAUGAAAUCCACUCAUUAUAUGAAUCAAGGGCAAAAUAAAUUAGCAUGUAGUGCAUUGGCUAAAUUUCUCAGCAUGCAUUUAGGUUCCGCUCUAG